AUGGAGAAACGAUUGGGAUUUAUGCGUCUACAUUCACUACUGAAGAUAUCUAUCGCUUAUCGCGCCCUGCUUUUACUGGCUCUAGCUGCUGGCACUGAAUCAAAUCAGGAUCUGAGGGAAGACUGGCUCGUGACAGAGGACGAGAAAACAAGUACUGUUCGCUUUAACUGUUCCAGCAGGCACAUCGCUCCUUUUAAUCUGCUUUCGAGUCAGGGUGUCAGCUUCAACUGGACAAUACACGAAGGAUGUCCUGAAGUGGAUGCAGUCAUAAAGGAAGUAUGUAUAGUUGUGGUUCUAAGAUGA
Molecule: messenger RNA, 303 nt
Organism: Protopolystoma xenopodis
Lineage: Eukaryota; Metazoa; Platyhelminthes; Monogenea; Polystomatidea; Polystomatidae
Source: the annotation of a GenBank genome assembly